AAGAAGAGUGGCACAGAAGGAUCAUAGACCACUGCAUCAGAAAACGUCUACAAUGGAAUCAGUGUUUUGCACGCAAAGUCUGCAAAGAAGGAGAAUAUUAUGAAGAGAUGAUGCGCUAUCUGCUUAUUUCCCUACCAUCUUGCGGAAUAUGUUUGCCGUGUAAUGAGAGUGUCACCAUUCAGAUAUUACUGUGACAUGAUCUUUGAGGUUUUGAAGAAUGUGCUGCAGAUGCUUUGAGGCUCACAGGAAUUGGACGAAAUGAAUAUAUCGAUAUUAUGAACAAGUGCAGAUCGAAGUUCAACAAGUGGUAUCAGAGUCAGACCUGCUUUAGACGGAUUAACCACCAUCCGAAGUAGAAGAAAUGUCUGGAUCUAGCAUCUAUCCGACGAAAUUCGAGGGAGACUUCGCAAUGUGGAAAAAGCACAUGGAGGUAUUCUUCAAGACCAAUUUUAAAAUUUUGUUAAUUAUAAAAUACGAUUUUAUAGCAUCUAAGGAUCAACAAGGAGUUGACAAAGAAGAGUACAUGUGGACGAAGAAGGAACAAGCCGACUUCGUGGUUCAAAACAGAAUUCCAUUUGCUUAGCGUCCUUUCGCCCCAAGAGGUCAGCCGGAUCAGAAGCUACUAAUCUGCAAAAGAUCUCUCGGAGAAAUUCCUGAAACUUCACGAGGAAACUUUGGAAGCAAAAUUAGUGAGACGGGACAUCCUCCGAAGUCAACUGAUGAAUCUCCGGAUGAAUAAGGGAGAGAAGAUAGCUCAACUCCAUGCUAAGAUCAAAGAUCUGAUCAUCCAGCUCAACAACCUCAGAGAAAAGAUAACAAAUCAUGACUCUUUAAGGUAUGCACUUAAUGCCUUUCCGAGAACUCCAGAGUGGUUAGCCUUAGUAGAUGCUUACUACAUCUCUAAGGGCCUCGAGGUAAGUUCGCUUGAAAGUUUAUUUUCUACUUUUUGAACUUCACGAGUCUCGUUGUGUAGAUACUCAGGACGUAGAAAAAUCAAACAACAUUGUCCUAAAAGUUAUGAAGGACGAAUCAGAUGCCGACACUUCCCUUAACGAUGACAAAACGACAUUUAUGGUAAGAAAAUUUAAGAAAUUUUUUAGAUCUAAUAAAUUCAAUAAGAUGCAGGCCUAGAAAAGAAGAAAAAGAAAGGUGGGAUGCUAUCAUUGCAAUGAAGAAGGGUACAUCGAGGAUGACUGCCCAAGACUGAAGAAGGACAAUAAGAAAGAACCAAGCACAACAAAGCAUAAAACCCUGAAGGCGAUUUGGGAUGAGUCGUCAUUAGAAUCUGAUUUGGACGAGUGUGCUGGACAUGCACUGAUGACAAGUCACCAGGAGGAGAGCAUAGACAAAGGGGAGACUCCUCAGAAGAAACCUGUAGCGAUGAGGAAGAAACAAACUUUAGAGUGGAUCUGAAAAUUAUGUGGAAGCUGAACAAGUCAAUUGCUAAGGAAUUGCUCCCCACACAGCCUGUGGAUUUUCCUGUUGAGCCAUGGUGGGGAGUUUGCCUUGUUAACUUUACAUUGGAAGAAUUUAAGAAACUCACUGAAGAAGAAACAGCAACCAUAGACAAGGUCUGCAAGGAGGAAGUAAAUUCUUUUGUUCUUUUUGAUCCUGACAUUGUAAGAGGUCUAUACAGAAGGGGAUUGAUUUACUUGGAUAUACCAGUUUAUCCUGAUGAUCGGUUCAAAGUUUCCAGGCUUGAAGGUUUUGUUUCAAACAGGGAACAAUCCUAUGAGGAUCCUAUCGAAGAGUUGUUGUAUGCGGUUUUUGUUGUCUCAAGUGAGAAUGCAACUGUUGCUGAAUUGGCAGCAACACUGCAGGCUAACCUUUCUCAGCUGCAGGCAGCUGCGUCAUUUGCAUGCCGAUUGGGCUGGGCUAUAAAGCUUUUGGAUCCAGAAUCCAUCCUUCAUGAUUCUAGCAUUCAUGGUUCGGCUAACAAUGUUCUAAGUGAUGAUGACGAAAGUUUUAAUGCUAGCAUCAGCUCAGAAAAAUCUGGUCAACAGAAUCAUGGAUUGGUAGCUGAAAAAGACAGAACAAUUUCUGGCACUGCUCAUGUUGCUUUUGUUGUUGAUGCCAAUAUAACAUCCUAUCUGAUGAUGGGUUCUGUUUCACCAGGUUUGAAGUCUCAUGCUGUGACACUCUAUGAAGCAGGAAAACUUGGUGAUUCUAGUAUUGCUGAUCUCUGCAAGGAUCUCUCUACAUUAGAGGGGAAAAAAUUUGAGGGCGAAUUACAGGAAUUUGCCAAUCACGCUUUCAGCCUUCGUUGUGUUCUUGAGUGUCUACAGUCUGGCGGGGUAGUUGAAGAUGACAAGAAUGAGAGAACAAUUAAUCUAACUGAUACACAGCGCCAUCAGCCCGGUGGGGUAGCUGAUGGUGACAAGGAGACAAUUACUGAAACUAAUACACAGAAUCCUUUUAUGGAUGCCACUAGUUCGCUUAUAUCUGAGAUUAGGAUUUCAGACACAAAUGAAGCAAAGACAUAUUAUAAUGGUGAUUCUUCAAAACAUGAUCACACUAGUAUUCACCAGACUGAUUCUUUUGAGGAAUGUGAUGUUGCAAAUGCCCAUCUUCUUGCAUGUUCAGAAACUUCAGCUAAAGAUAACACAUCGAAACAGGAAAAUGAGUCACUGAGGGAUCAACAAGUUGCAUCUGUGGAUGGCCCAGAAAAUGAAAGGAUCAUUCCAAAAAGGAAAAGGAAGUACCGUGUUGAUGUUCUUCGUUGUGAAAGCUUGGCUUCUCUUGCACCGAAAACAUUAGAACGGCUCUUUCUCAGGGACUAUGAUAUUAUUGUGUCAAUGGUUCCACUUCCUGCUUCAUCAGUUUUACCUGGACCUUCAGGUCCAUUCCACUUUGGUCCACCCUCAUAUUCUUCAAUGACACCAUGGAUGAAACUAGUUUUGUACUCACUAGUGGAAAAUGGACCUAUAUCAGUUGUCUUGAUGAAAGGACAGUGUUUGCGAUUGCUUCCUGUCCCAUUAGCUGGUUGUGAGAAAGCCUUGAUAUGGUCUUGGGAUGGUUCUACAGUGGGAGGCCUCGGGGGCAAGUUCGAAGGAAAUUUGGUUAAUGGAAAUGUACUAUUACAUUGUUUAAAUUCAAUGCUUAAGCAUUCAGCUGUGCUGGUACAACCUCUCAGUAGAUAUGAUCUUGAUAGUUCUGGGAGAACUGUUUAUGUAGAUAUUGCAUUACCGCUUAAGAAUUUUGAUGGAUCAAUUCAACCUAUUGGGUCAGAUAUGGGACUAGAUCCAGAAGGAAUUGCAAACUUAAAUACAUUGUUAAAUGAGCUCUCCACCAAAAUAGAGUUAUUAACUGUUGGUUAUAUUCGCCUUCUAAGAUUGAGGAAGGCGAUACACUCAAACAUGUUUUCAUCAGAUGAUAAUAAGUAUGAAUGGGUUCCUUUAAGCUUGGAAUUUGGUAUUCCUUUGUUUAAUCCCAAAUUAUGUGGCAGAAUUUGUGAAAGGAUAGUCUCAUCACAUUUACUGCAAACAGAUUGGCUUAGCGAACACCAUGAUGCAAUGCAAGAUCUGAGAAAAAGAUUGUAUGAUCUGUGCUCUGAAUACCAAGCAACAGGCCGAACAGCAAGGUUGUUUUACCGUAUUGAUCAGGUUCGAGAAUCACCUCGUCAUUUGAUCAGUUAUGCUAGUGGAAGAUGGAAUCCACUUUUGGAUCCUUCAACACCAAUCUCUGGAGCUUCCAGUGAACAUCAGAGGCUCAAGCUAAUAAAUCGGCAAAGGUGCCGACCAGAGAUUCUUAGCUUUGAUGGCAACAUUCUCAGGUCUUAUGCACUUAGUUCCAUUUAUGAAGCUGGUGCACAACCAUUUGAAGAGUCAACUUCUGCUGAUGGAACAAAACAUGAAUCGGAUGAGGAACACAGUAGAGAAGUUGUCCUACCUGGUGUUAAUUUAUUGUUUGAUGGGGCAUCAUUACACCCAUUUGAUAUAUGUGCAUGUUUGCAAGCUAGACAGCCUGUUUUGCUAAUAGCAGAGGCAUCAUCUGCAUCUACUUUGAUGCAGGCAACUAGGACGUCAUUAUAGUUUGUUUUUGAAUUGCUUGUGUUACAAGUUUGAUGACGCUUGGAGACAUUCUCCUUUGUAUACCUUAGCAGUUCUUUUUCAGCAUCUUGAAGAUUCAUUGCUGCACUUCUAUUCAUUCUUUGAUUCAAGCAGAUAUUUUGUCAAGUAUGAUUAACCUAAAUUUCAUUCUUUUUUUGGCUUAUGAUAGCA
Molecule: messenger RNA, 4220 nt
Organism: Zingiber officinale
Lineage: Eukaryota; Viridiplantae; Streptophyta; Magnoliopsida; Zingiberales; Zingiberaceae
Product: protein FAM91A1-like
Exons: 11
Coding region: 1419-4031 (870 amino acids)
Source: RefSeq, a predicted model, not a curated record